Messenger RNA from Lactuca sativa (garden lettuce), 2112 nucleotides. RefSeq names its product disproportionating enzyme (gene DPE1). Gene Ontology annotation, molecular function: 4-alpha-glucanotransferase activity. Lineage: Eukaryota; Viridiplantae; Streptophyta; Magnoliopsida; Asterales; Asteraceae. The record is from RefSeq and is a predicted model, not a curated record. Gene Ontology annotation, biological process: carbohydrate metabolic process.
UAAAUCGAAAAAAAUGUGCAUCUCUUUGCGUAAACAAGUGUUUUUCAAGUUCUAUCCCUGUUUAGAGAAUCAAUGGUGGUAUUGCGGUGUAUCCAAUUUUCGCUCAAUUUCAUGUGAACUCCACAUGCUUCCUGCUUGCCCUCUGCCUAAACCCACUCUCCCAUGUAAUCAACCACCUCAACCCACCCAAUCUUCCGCAGAUAACACCAAUUUUCACUCAAAACUUGCAUCUCCAGAGCAACAAUGGCGGUUCAUUCUCUCUCAAUAUUGCCUCUCCUACCAUCCCAUCCGAAAUUGAGCAACUUCUUUACCAACAAUUCCUUCUCCUCGCUUCGUUUUCUGCAGAAAACAAUCACAACUAGGCACAUUCGUAAUCUCUCCGUCACAUCCGCUAUGUCAGUUGACGCAUACGCCGUCGGUGAGGACUUGCCGGUGGACUACGCGGAUUGGCUUCCGAAAGCUGAACCUGGUGAUAGGAGAAGAGCGGGAGUGCUUCUUCACCCGACUUCCUUUCCUGGACCCUACGGCAUUGGAGACCUCGGUGAUCAGGCUUUUCAGUUCAUAGAUUGGCUUCAUGAAGCUGGUUGCUCACUUUGGCAGGUUCUCCCACUUGUUCCACCAGGCAGGAAGGCUAACGAGGAGGGAUCCCCAUACUCAGGCCAGGAUGCAAAUUGUGGUAACACACUCUUGAUAUCCCUCGAUGAGCUUGUUAAAGAUGGUUUGUUAAUGAAAGAAGAGCUUCCUGAACCACUGGACUCAGAUCGUGUAAAUUAUGAUACUGUUGCUUCCAUAAAGGAUCCUUUGAUAGCCAAGGCUGCAAAGAGACUCAUUUCAAGUGAGGGGCAUCUCAAAAGACAGCUUGAAAAUUUCCAAAAAGAUCCUGAUGUUGCAAGUUGGCUAGAAGAUGCAGCAUAUUUUGCAGCCAUUGAUGACACUUAUAACACAUAUAAUUGGUAUGAUUGGCCUGAACCUUUAAAGAAUCGCCAUCUUUCUGCAUUAGAAGACAUUUACCAAAGUAAAAAAGAUUUUAUCGACAUUUUUAUCGCACAACAGUUCUUAUUUCAAAGACAAUGGAAAAACAUUCGCCAUUAUGCACAAACGAAGGGAAUAAGCAUAAUGGGAGACAUGCCUAUUUAUGUUGGUUAUCACAGUGCUGAUGUUUGGGCUAACAAAAAAUACUUUUUGCUCAACAGGAAAGGGUUCCCGGUUUUGGUUAGUGGUGUUCCCCCUGAUGCAUUUAGUGAAACUGGUCAACUUUGGGACAGCCCGUUAUAUGACUGGAAAGCAAUGGAAGAAGAUAAAUUUUCAUGGUGGGUAAAUCGUUUACAACGUGCACAGGAUUUAUUUGAUGAGUUCAGAAUAGAUCACUUCAGGGGAUUUUCUGGCUUUUGGGCUGUUCCUUCUGAAGCAAAAAUUGCCACUUUGGGUAAAUGGAAGGUGGGACCAGGGAGUUCUUUAUUCGAUGCAAUUUUUAGAGCUGUUGGGAAGAUCAACAUCAUAGCAGAAGACUUGGGAGUAAUAACAGAGGAUGUAGUCCAGCUCAGAAAAUCAAUUGGUGCACCUGGGAUGGCUGUUCUUCAGUUUGGUUUUGGAAGUGAUUCAGCAAACCCUCAUUUGCCUCACAAUCAUGAGCAAAAUCAAGUUGUAUAUACUGGAACUCACGAUAAUGACACGAUACGAGGUUGGUGGGAUGCUUUGCAACAAGAAGAAAAAUGCAAUGUGCUUGAGUAUUUAUCAAUUUCUGUGGAUGAUGAUAUUUCAUGGGCUUUAAUCCGGGCUGCCUUGUCUUCAGUAGCCCAAACUUCAAUCAUUCCAAUGCAGGAUAUUCUCGGGUUGGGGAGUUCUGCUAGAAUGAAUAUUCCAGCAACACAGUCUGGAAAUUGGGGUUGGAGGAUACCAAAUUCUAUGAGUUUUUCAAGUAUGGAAACAGAAGCAAAGAAGCUAAGGGAUAUGCUUUUGAUGUACGGACGAUUAUGAUUACUUUUUUUAGGUUUGAUGUCUGCAAAGGGUUUAGUUUUGUUUUAUAAUUUUUUGGUUUUUCAGUUACACAACAAUAAAAAAUAACUACCAAAGACACAACAAGAAGUUAAAACAAAGAAAAAAAUCUCAUAA